Molecule: messenger RNA, 917 nt
Organism: Cucumis sativus (cucumber)
Lineage: Eukaryota; Viridiplantae; Streptophyta; Magnoliopsida; Cucurbitales; Cucurbitaceae
Product: WAT1-related protein At1g68170
Exons: 4
Coding region: 1-765 (254 amino acids)
Cellular component (GO): plasma membrane
Molecular function (GO): transmembrane transporter activity
Source: RefSeq, a predicted model, not a curated record
AUGGAAAAGUUAAAUGUAAAGAAGAAAGAAGGGGUUGCGAAAGUUUUGGGAACAUUAUUAGGGAUUGGUGGAGCCAUGAUUCUUACUCUCUACAAAGGCUUUGAGAUUAACAUUUGGACAACCCGCGUUAACCUUCUCCAUGGACGACACAUGUCUCAUCUUCCUCAAAAUUCUCAUUCUCACAAUCUAUUGCUUGGAAGUUUGCUUGCUUUUGCUAGUUGCCUCUCUUACUCUUCCUGGCUCAUCCUUCAGGCAAAAAUGAUGAAGAUAUAUCCGUGCCAGUACUCAAGCACGGCGUUGAUGUGUGUAAUGGGUGCAAUUCAAGGUGUGGCGAUCUCAAUUUGUGUGGAGAGGGAUUGGAAGCAGUGGAAAUUAGGUUGGAAUAUAAGACUUAUCACCGUCACAUUUGCGGGGAUUGUGGGUUCGGGAGCGAUGGUGACGGUAAUGGCCUGGUGCGUACGUAUGAGAGGCCCCUUGUAUGUAUCCGUCUUCAGCCCUCUCAUGCUUCUCAUUGUAGCUAUUGCCGGAUCUCUCUUUCUCGAUGAAAAAUUGCAUCUUGGCAGUGUAGUAGGAGCAAUGUUGAUUGUAUGUGGUUUAUACAUGGUAUUAUGGGGCAAAAGCAAAGAGAUGAACAAGUGCCUUCAAUUGACACCAUCUGAAAGCAUAGGACAACUUGAGUUGAAAGACAUUGCGGUGACCACUCCAAACCCUCUAAAUGAAACCCACAUUCAAGACAUCAAUGCCAACAAGAGCAUUAUCAAUUAAAUUUAUGAAGACUUACUAUAUAGUCUAGUUUUAAGUCUUGUUUUUUCUAGAGUAUACGCUUUUCGUGAUCUUUAAAUUUUAUUUGAAAACUUGUUUUAUGUUUUCUAUUUAAUUUAUGUAGCACAAUUAAGAAUAUAUCCGUCUAAAUAUCA